Molecule: messenger RNA, 4401 nt
Organism: Sus scrofa (pig)
Lineage: Eukaryota; Metazoa; Chordata; Mammalia; Artiodactyla; Suidae
Gene: B4GALT1
Product: beta-1,4-galactosyltransferase 1
Biological process (GO): protein N-linked glycosylation; carbohydrate metabolic process
Cellular component (GO): Golgi apparatus
Molecular function (GO): cytoskeletal protein binding; beta-N-acetylglucosaminylglycopeptide beta-1,4-galactosyltransferase activity
Source: RefSeq, a predicted model, not a curated record
CCCCAGGCGCACUUCUGCUUGCUCGGCUGUGGAGCCGGCCAGUCUCCGAGUUCCGCGGCUUGUCCGCCGGCGCCGCUCCCUCGCCUUCCCACUGGUCCCUCCCCCAAUUACAGUGGUCGGGCAGUGCCUGGCUGGCGGCCCGCGGGCGGGCCGCCCUCCCCACCGUAGCCCACCCCCUCUUAAAGCGGCGGCGGGAAGAUGAGGUUUCGGGAGCCGCUCCUGGGCGGCAGCGCCGCGACGAUGCCGGGCGCGUCCUUGCAACGGGCCUGCCGCCUGCUCGUGGCUGUCUGCGCGCUGCAUCUUGGCGUCACCCUCAUCUACUACCUGACUGGCCGCGACCUAAGCCGCCUGCCUCAGCUGGUCGGGGUCCCCACACCGCUGCAGGGCGGCUCUAACAGCGCCGCCGCCAUCGGGCAGCCCUCCGGGGAGCUCCGGCCCCGAGGGGCCGCACCGCAGCCGCCUUUGCGCGCCUCCUCCAAGCCGAGCUCGGGUGGCGACUCCAGCCCAGACGCAGACUCUCGCCCGGGCCCGGGACCCGCCAGCAACUUGACUUCGGCCCCAGUGCCCUCCACCGCAGCACGGUUGCCGCCCGCAUGCCCUGAGGAGUCCCCGCUGCUCGUCGGCCCCAUGCUGAUUGAGUUUAACAUGGCCGUGGACCUGAAGCUUGUGGAGAAACAGAACCCGGAGGUGAAUAUGGGUGGUCACUACACCCCCAAGGACUGCACCUCUCCUCACAAGGUGGCUAUCAUCAUUCCAUUCCGCAAUCGGCAGGAACACCUCAAGUAUUGGCUGUAUUACUUGCACCCAAUCCUACAGCGUCAGCAGUUGGACUAUGGCGUCUAUGUUAUCAACCAGGCUGGAGAAUCCAUGUUCAACCGUGCAAAGCUCCUCAACGUCGGCUUUAAAGAGGCCUUGAAGGACUAUGACUACAACUGCUUUGUGUUUAGCGACGUGGACCUCAUUCCAAUGAAUGACCACAAUGCCUACAGGUGUUUCUCACAGCCACGGCACAUUUCUGUAGCAAUGGAUAAGUUUGGAUUUAGCCUCCCUUAUGUGCAGUAUUUCGGCGGUGUCUCUGCUCUAAGUAAAGAACAGUUUCUCACCAUCAAUGGAUUUCCUAAUAACUAUUGGGGCUGGGGAGGUGAAGAUGAUGACAUUUUUAACAGAUUAGCUUUUAAAGGCAUGUCCGUAUCUCGCCCAAAUGCUAUGAUCGGGAAAUGCCGGAUGAUCCGCCACUCAAGAGACAAGAAAAAUGAACCUAAUCCUCAGAGGUUUGACCGAAUUGCACACACCAAGGAGACCAUGCUCUCUGAUGGCUUGAACACACUCACCUACCUGGUGUUGGACAUAGAGAGAUACCCGUUAUUUACCAAAAUCACAGUGGACAUCGGGACACCGAGCUAGCAUCUUGGUACACUGAUAAGAGACCCAAAAAUGGCCAAGGCCCUCUUCUGGGUGUCUCUGCCAGUCUGGGGCUGGUCCCUCUCAUUCUUACCAAUCAGAGUGAUAGGCCCUCUCCGCUCACCAUUCAGACGCCUUUCCAGACGACCAGGACGAGUGGGAUGUUUCGCUCCCAAUGUGGCUCGGCGCGUGACUUCUUAGCCCUACGAGGUGUAUGUAAGCAUAGAGACUGUCAGCCUUUGGGGGAUCCUCAGCAUGUUCACAGUGUCACCCCAAAGAAUCAGAGCUAUACACAGCCCCAAAUCUGGUGACUGUGGGACUCAAUUCCCAGUGAAAAACUGCUAACUUUUUGUGAGAUAGGUAAGAAUUUCGCUUUAAAUUGUGGUAUUAUUACUUUGUGAAAAAUUGGAAAGUGCUGCUGAAAUUGGAUUGGUGUGUUAUUUUUUGGUUGUCGUGUUAUUACAGAAAAACACACAAUUUUAACCAUUCUCAUUUACCCCUCCCCCACCCUCUUUCUAUAGUAUGCUCCUAUUACAAUCACUCUGUGUGUGUGUGUGGCUUUUCUUUCUUUCUUUUUUUUUUUUUUUUUUUGGCUUUUUAGGGCUGCACUUGCAGCAUAUGGAAUUUUCCAGGCUAAGGGUCAAGUUAGAGCUGCAGCUGCCGGCCUACACCACACCUCAUGGCAACGCCAGAUCCUUAACCCACUGAACAAGGCCAGGGAUUGAACCCAAGUCCUCAAGGAUACUAGUCAAGUUUGUUACCACUGAGCCACGAUGGGAACUCCCUGUGUCUUUUCUUAGCAAAAAAAUUUUAACACUUGAGCCUUGGAUCUUUCACCCUGGUGACUGUCAAGUCCAAGGCCACGUUAGGCACCAGAGUAAAAGCCUUGGGUAUUCUUCCAUUCAGUGGCCUUCCUCUAGAUUGUCUGAUUUCUGAAUGUAAAUCUUUUUUUAAAAAAAUAGCAGUUUGUAGUAUUUUAAAGAAAGAAAAAAUCACAUUCUAAAUAUGACUGAGCUUGAUUUUUGUGUUGAUACAGAUCUGCAUAAUCAUGGCAAUUUAUUUUUCUGAGCAUGCUAUAUAAACUUGAAUUUCUUAUGUAUUUUUAUUGUGGUGUUUUAAAUGUGGGGAGGGAAUUGAGCAUUUUUUUAGGGGAAAAAAUAUUGUAUGCUGUAGUGGUCUCACACGGGCCUCUGAUGUAGCUGGCAGGCCAGGUUUUCUGAAGAGCAAAAUCACCUUUGGACCCUUUGAUGAGAGCUCGGACUCUCCAUCAGCAUUAUGGAGCUGGGCCUCUUGGGGGAGGCCGAAGCCUGAGCCUGCCUGGCAGAGCUCCCCCACCUCUACCUCCUUACCCUCCGCAGGCAGGUGGGCAGGGCAGAGGGAAUCCCCACCUUCUCAGACUGGCCCCAGGACCUCCCAUUAGGGCCUUAGGCUGUGCAGUUGGAAAUGACAGCCAUCAGGUUAUUUCCUGGCCCUCAGCCUGGGGAGGUGGAAGAAGCCUCCAUCUAGCCCACCUUGUAGGACUGGUUCUCCUUCCUCCUCCCCCUGCCUCCCUCGUGAGGUCUUUCUCCUUAUUCCAUCACCCUUUUGUUCCUUUGCCUCUUGGCUCUUCCUUAAAACUGGCUUAUGGCACUCAGGGUCAGACUGACUAUUCAUUCUCCAGCAUGAAUGUGCCUUUUAAUUAGAGAUCUAGAAAAGUUCAGCUGGACCUUCCACACUCCCCCCACGACCACUCUGGUGCCUAAGCCUCAAAUUUUUUAGCAGGUGCUCCCACUCCAGGGAGGCUGACUCAAAGGGAGUGUCUUCCCCAAGCCUACCUCUGCUGCCAGAGGUUUUAGCCUGCCUAGGAUGAGAUAUGCAAGGUGGCUCCUGCCACUGGACGCCCUUGCUGGGUCCAGCCUGGGUUGACUGCUUAAGAUUCAGCUUUCUAGUCCCAGGGGUGACCUUUCAGCUGGGGGCAGCCAGAUCCCCACCACUGACCUUCUGGAAGCCAGCCCCCAUUGUGGAGGCUGAGCUGGUGCCUGGCCCCAAUCUCACCUGUGCCUUUAUCGCUUUGAGCAUCUCAGCUGCUAACUUGGUUCUUUUUUCCAGAAGCCUUUGUAAUGGUUACAAAUUAUUUUCCAUUACAGAAGCAGUUGGGCCAUGCAAAGAGUAUUCCUUUUCUUAGUUCCCCACUCCUAAAUAGCCGUGUUGGUAAAACUAAGAAUGACUGCCCUGAGAAAUUUGGGGAAAUGCAAAGAAUGAAGACCUCCCUUUCUGUCCCCAGAUCCUGACUUUUCCAAAGUGCCUUAAAGCAAAGGAGACAGAUACCUUGAGUGGUGACCUCUUUGUUACUUACUUUACUCUUAGAACAAAAUUCUGACUUUUUUUUUCUUUUUUGUUUUUUCUAUUACGUUUUCCUUCAUGUUCCAUUGGAAUAGUCAAGUAUGUGGCACAUUCUCAGGACCAAGGGAAAUCCUGCUUCACCUGUUCCCUAUUUGCUGAUCUUCCGGUGCUUUCAUGGGGUCCACCUGGGCCCAAGGUCAGUCCUGGACCUUGCCUGGUUUAUGAGAUGCUGCAGGGCCUGUUUUUUUUCUCUGGGGAGUUCAAGGCUGAGGGUUCAGGGAGCAUUUCUUUCACCUGGAAGUUGUCAUAUGCUGUGCCUUUCUCUGUUUUUGUCUGUUCUGUUGCUGGUGACUCCAGAAUGGCCUUUGGGAAAGAUCGGAGAGCAGAGGUGGCACAGGAGGGUAAAAGAAAUGCUGGUGCUGGCUCUCAGCCCGGGCAGGGUCUCUGCUGAUCCGAGGGCUGGAUGUGGGGCACCCCACACAGCUGGGAGGGGAGCUUUCCUGUCCAGUGACAUGUUGUGUACUGUGUAUUUUGAUUUCCCAUGUACGCAAAUGUAUCUCUUUACCAUUGUAACCGGGGGAUGGGGGGAAUGUCUGACCUUGAUGUUCAAAACAGAACUGUAUUUUUGCCUUUAAAUUUCCAGUAAUAUAACGUGAAUAAAUGACCCUAUCUUUGUAA